This is a messenger RNA of Suncus etruscus (white-toothed pygmy shrew), 8270 nucleotides long. RefSeq names its product spectrin beta, non-erythrocytic 1 (gene SPTBN1). Lineage: Eukaryota; Metazoa; Chordata; Mammalia; Eulipotyphla; Soricidae. Gene Ontology annotation, cellular component: cell projection; spectrin; cortical actin cytoskeleton. The record is from RefSeq and is a predicted model, not a curated record. Gene Ontology annotation, molecular function: actin filament binding; structural constituent of cytoskeleton; phospholipid binding. Bases 32 to 7120 code for a protein of 2362 amino acids. Gene Ontology annotation, biological process: actin cytoskeleton organization; protein localization to plasma membrane. The transcript is spliced from 35 exons.
GCUGAUGUGGAGGAACAGCUGAGAGUUCAAGAUGACGACCACCGUGGCCACGGACUACGACAACAUUGAGAUUCAGCAGCAGUACAGUGAUGUCAACAACCGCUGGGACGUGGAUGACUGGGAUAAUGAGAACAGUUCUGCGCGGCUCUUCGAGAGAUCCCGCAUCAAGGCGCUGGCAGAUGAGCGCGAAGCAGUGCAGAAGAAGACCUUCACCAAGUGGGUCAACUCUCACCUGGCUCGUGUGUCCUGCCGCAUCACAGACCUGUACACCGACCUCCGCGAUGGACGGAUGCUCAUCAAGCUGCUGGAGGUCCUGUCUGGGGAGCGGCUGCCCAAGCCCACCAAGGGCCGCAUGCGUAUCCACUGCCUGGAGAACGUGGACAAGGCGCUGCAGUUCCUGAAGGAGCAGAGGGUCCACCUGGAGAACAUGGGAUCCCACGACAUUGUGGAUGGGAACCACCGGCUCACGCUCGGCCUUAUCUGGACCAUCAUCCUGCGCUUCCAGAUCCAAGAUAUCAGCGUGGAAACGGAAGACAACAAAGAGAAGAAGUCAGCCAAGGAUGCACUGCUGCUGUGGUGCCAGAUGAAGACGGCCGGGUACCCGAAUGUCAACAUCCACAACUUCACCACCAGCUGGCGGGACGGGAUGGCCUUCAACGCACUGAUCCACAAGCACCGGCCUGACCUGAUUGACUUCGACAAGCUGAAGAAAUCCAAUGCGCACUACAAUCUGCAAAAUGCAUUUAACCUGGCAGAACAACACCUGGGCCUCACGAAACUGCUGGACCCUGAGGAUAUCAGUGUGGAUCACCCCGACGAGAAGUCCAUUAUCACCUAUGUGGUCACCUACUACCACUACUUCUCCAAGAUGAAGGCGUUGGCCGUGGAAGGGAAGCGCAUUGGGAAGGUGCUUGACAAUGCUAUUGAAACAGAAAAAAUGAUUGAGAAGUACGAAUCCCUGGCCUCUGACCUUCUGGAAUGGAUCGAACAGACCAUCAUUAUCCUGAACAAUCGCAAAUUCGCCAACUCACUGGUUGGUGUCCAGCAGCAGCUGCAAGCAUUCAACACUUACCGCACGGUGGAGAAACCACCCAAGUUUACUGAGAAGGGGAAUCUGGAAGUCUUGCUCUUCACUAUCCAGAGCAAGAUGAGAGCUAACAACCAAAAGGUUUACAUGCCCCGUGAAGGAAAACUCAUCUCCGACAUCAACAAGGCCUGGGAACGACUGGAAAAGGCGGAGCACGAGAGGGAACUGGCUCUGCGCAAUGAGCUCAUCCGGCAGGAGAAACUGGAACAACUCGCCCGCAGAUUCGACCGCAAGGCGGCGAUGCGAGAGACGUGGCUGAGCGAGAACCAGCGUCUGGUGUCUCAGGACAACUUCGGGUUUGACCUACCCGCCGUGGAAGCUGCCACGAAAAAGCACGAGGCCAUCGAGACAGACAUUGCAGCCUACGAGGAGCGAGUUCAGGCUGUGGUGGCUGUGGCCAGGGAGCUGGAGGCCGAGAACUACCACGACAUCAAGCGCAUCACGGCACGGAAGGACAAUGUCUUCCGGCUCUGGGAGUACCUGCUUGAGCUGCUUCGGGCUAGGCGGCAGCGUCUGGAGAUGAACCUGGGGCUGCAGAAGAUCUUCCAGGAGAUGCUCUACAUCAUGGACUGGAUGGACGAGAUGAAGGUGCUGCUGCUGUCUCAGGAUUAUGGCAAACACCUGCUGGGCGUGGAGGACCUGCUCCAGAAGCACGCGCUAGUGGAGGCCGACAUUGGCAUCCAAGCUGAGCGUGUGAGGGCCGUCAAUGCAUCCGCCCAGAAGUUCGCCACCGAUGGGGAAGGUUACAAGCCGUGCGACCCGCAGGUGAUCCGGGACCGUGUGGCCCACAUGGAGUUCUGCUACCAAGAGCUGUGCCAACUGGCAGCCGAGCGCCGGGCACGGCUGGAGGAGUCUCGGCGGCUCUGGAAGUUCUUCUGGGAGAUGGCUGAAGAGGAGGGCUGGAUCCGCGAGAAGGAGAAGAUCCUGUCCUCCGACGACUAUGGCCGGGACCUCACCAGCGUCCUACGCCUGCUCAGCAAGCACCGUGCCUUUGAGGACGAGAUGAGCGGCCGCAGCGGCCACUUCGAGCAGGCACUGCGCGAGGGCGAGGCCAUGAUUGCCGAGGAGCACUUCGGCUCGGAGAAGAUCCGGGAGCGCAUUGCCGACAUUCGGGGCCAGUGGGCUAGCCUAGCAGAGCUCUCGGCCGUGCGCAAGCGACACCUGGAAGAGGCCUCGCUGCUGCACCAGUUCCAGGCCGACGCCGACGACGUGGAUGCCUGGAUGCUGGACAUCCUUAAGAUCGUGUCCAGCAGCGACGUGGGCCACGACGAGUACUCGACGCAGUCCCUGGUCAAGAAGCACAAGGACGUGGCCGAGGAGAUCGCCAGCUACCGGCCGGCCCUGGACUCGCUGCACGAGCAGGCAGGCGCACUGCCCGCUGAGCAUGCCGCGUCCCCUGCCGUGCAGGGCCGGCUGGCGGGCAUGGAGGAGCGCUACCGCGAGGUGGCCGAGCUGACGCGGCUGCGCAAGCAGGCCCUGCAGGACACCCUGGCAUUGCACAAGAUGUUCAACGAGGCCGACGCCUGCGAGCUCUGGAUCGACGAGAAGGAGCAGUGGCUGGACAACAUGCAGAUCCCUGAGAAGCUCGAGGAUCUAGAGGUGAUCCAGCACAGGUUUGAGAGCCUGGAGCCCGAGAUGAACAGCCAGGCUUCGCGGGUGGCCGUGGUGAACCAGAUCGCUCGGCAGCUGAUGCACAGUGGCCAUCCGAGCGAGAAAGACAUCAAGGCGCAGCAGGACAAGCUCAACACCAGGUGGAGUCAGUUCCGGGAGCUGGUGGACCGCAAGAAGGACGCACUUCUCUCUGCCCUGAGCAUUCAGAACUACCACCUGGAGUGCAACGAGACCAAAUCAUGGAUCCGGGAGAAGACCAAGGUGAUCGAGUCCACCCAGGACUUGGGCAACGACCUGGCAGGUGUCAUGGCGCUGCAGCGCAAGCUGACGGGCAUGGAGCGGGACCUGGUGGCCAUCGAGGCCAAGCUGAGCGACCUGCAGAAGGAGGCUGAGAAGCUGGAGUCAGAGCACCCAGACCAGGCGCAGGCCAUCCUGGCACGGCUGGCGGAGAUCAACAGCGUGUGGGAGGAGAUGAAGACCGCCCUGCGGAACCGGGAGGCUUCCCUGGGAGAGGCCAGCAAGCUGCAGCAGUUCCUGCGGGACCUGGACGACUUCCAGUCAUGGCUGUCACGGACACAGACCGCCAUCGCCUCCGAGGACAUGCCCAACACGCUGAUGGAGGCUGAGAAGCUGCUCACGCAGCACGAGGGCAUCAAGAAUGAGAUCGACAACUACGAGGAGGACUACCAGAAGAUGCGGGACAUGGGUGAGAUGGUGACGCAAGGCCAGACUGAUGCUCAGUACAUGUUCUUGCGCCAGCGGCUCCAGGCGCUCGACACAGGCUGGAACGAGCUGCACAAGAUGUGGGAAAACAGGCAGAGCCUCCUGUCCCAGUCCCAUGCCUACCAGCAGUUCCUGCGCGACACCAAGCAGGCCGAGGCCUUUCUCAACAACCAGGAAUAUGUCUUGGCGCACACUGAAAUGCCUACCACCCUGGAAGGCGCAGAGGCCGCUAUCAAGAAGCAAGAGGACUUCAUGACCACCAUGGACGCCAAUGAGGAGAAGAUCAACGCAGUGGUGGAGACCGGCCGGAGACUGGCGAGCGACGGCAACAUCAGCUCAGACCGCAUCCAGGAGAAGGUGGACUCCAUUGAUGACAGACACAGGAAGAACCGCGAGGCAGCCAGUGAACUUCUGAUGCGGCUGAAGGACAACAGGGACCUUCAGAAAUUCUUGCAAGAUUGUCAGGAGCUCUCUCUCUGGAUCAAUGAGAAGAUGCUCACAGCCCAGGACAUGUCAUACGACGAAGCCAGAAACCUACACAGCAAAUGGUUAAAACAUCAGGCAUUCAUGGCAGAGCUGGCAUCCAACAAAGAAUGGCUGGACAAAAUUGAGAAAGAGGGAAUGCAGCUCAUUUCUGAAAAGCCAGAGACGGAAGCUGUGGUGAAGGAGAAACUCACUGGUCUGCACAAAAUGUGGGAAGUGCUGGAGUCUACCACCCAGACAAAGGCCCAGCGGCUCUUUGAUGCCAACAAGGCCGAGCUGUUCACCCAGAGCUGUGCUGACCUGGACAAGUGGCUGCAUGGUCUGGAGACCCAGAUCCAGUCCGAUGACUAUGGCAAAGACCUCACAAGUGUCAACAUCCUGCUAAAAAAGCAGCAGAUGCUGGAGAACCAGAUGGAGGUGAGGAAGAAGGAGAUCGAGGAGCUGCAGAGCCAGGCCCAGGCCCUGAGCCAGGAGGGGAAGAGCACAGAUGAGGUGGACAGCAAGCGGCUCACAGUGCAGACCAAGUUUCGGGAGCUGCUAGAGCCCCUGAAUGAGCGGAAACAGUACCUGCUGGCAUCUAGAGAGAUCCACCAGUUCAAUAGAGACGUGGAGGAUGAGAUCCUGUGGGUUGGAGAGCGGAUGCCCUUGGCCACAUCCACAGACCAUGGUCACAACCUGCAGACGGUGCAGCUUCUGAUAAAGAAGAAUCAGACCCUGCAGAAGGAGAUCCAGGGCCACCAGCCACGCAUCGAUGACAUCUUCGAGCGGAGCCAGCACAUUGUGACGGAUAGCAGCCCCAACGCCGAGGCCAUCCGUCAGCGGCUGGCUGACCUGCGGCAGCUGUGGGGCUUGGUCAUCGCCGAGGCUGAGAAGCGGCACAAGCGGCUGGAGGAGGCGCAUCGUGCCCAGCAGUACUACUUCGACGCAGCUGAGGCCGAGGCCUGGAUGAGCGAGCAGGAGCUGUACAUGAUGUCCGAGGAGAAGGCGAAGGAUGAGCAGAGUGCCGUGUCCAUGUUGAAGAAACAUCAGAUUUUGGAGCAAGCUGUGGAGGACUAUGCAGAGACGGUACACCAGCUAUCCAAGACCAGCCGAGCCCUGGUGGCUGAAGGCCAUCCUGAGAGCGAGCGCAUCAGCAUGCGACAGUCUAAGGUGGACAAGCUGUAUGCAGGCCUGAAGGACCUGGCCGAGGAGCGCAGGGGGAAGCUGGACGAGCGACACCGGCUGUUCCAGCUCAACCGGGAGGUGGACGACCUGGAGCAGUGGAUCGCCGAGCGGGAGGUGGUCGCCGGCUCACACGAGCUGGGCCAGGACUACGAGCAUGUCACGAUGCUGCAGGAACGGUUCCGAGAAUUUGCCCGGGAUACAGGCAACAUCGGCCAGGAGCGCGUAGACACAGUGAAUCAUAUGGCUGACGAACUCAUCAACUCUGGGCACUCGGACGCGGCCACCAUCGCAGAGUGGAAGGAUGGGCUCAACGAGGCAUGGGCCGACCUGCUGGAGCUCAUCGACACACGGACGCAGAUCCUGGCUGCGUCCUAUGAGCUGCACAAGUUCUACCACGAUGCCAAGGAGAUCCUCGGGCGCAUCCAGGACAAACACAAGAAGUUGCCCGAGGAGCUGGGGCGAGACCAGAACACAGUGGAGACCCUGCAGCGCAUGCACACCACCUUCGAGCACGACAUCCAGGCCCUCGGCACACAGGUGCGGCAGCUGCAGGAGGACGCAGCCCGGCUCCAGGCGGCCUAUGCAGGCGACAAGGCUGAGGACAUCCAGAAACGAGAGAACGAGGUGCUGGGAGCCUGGAAGGCCUUGUUGGACGCGUGUGAGGGCCGCCGGGCACGGCUGGUGGAUACUGGCGACAAGUUCCGCUUCUUUAGCAUGGUGCGAGACCUAAUGCUGUGGAUGGACGACGUCAUCCGGCAAAUUGAGGCACAGGAGAAGCCCAGGGACGUCUCCUCCGUGGAGCUCUUAAUGAACAACCAUCAGGGCAUCAAGGCUGAGAUCGACGCCCGGAAUGACAGUUUCACCACCUGCAUUGAGCUUGGGAAAUCCCUGCUGGCGAGAAAACACUAUGCAUCUGAGGAGAUCAAGGAGAAGUUACUGCAGUUGACAGAGAAGAGAAAAGAAAUGAUCGACAAGUGGGAAGACCGGUGGGAAUGGCUAAGACUGAUCCUGGAGGUGCAUCAGUUCUCCAGGGACGCCAGUGUGGCCGAGGCCUGGCUGCUGGGGCAAGAGCCAUACCUGUCGAGCCGAGAGAUAGGCCAGAGCGUGGACGAGGUGGAGAAGCUCAUCAAAAGGCACGAGGCCUUUGAGAAGUCCGCGGCCACCUGGGAUGAGAGAUUCUCUGCUCUGGAGAGACUCACUACGUUGGAGCUACUGGAAGUGCGAAGACAGCAAGAGGAAGAAGAGAGAAAACGACGGCCACCAUCACCUGGGCCCAGCACGAAAGUUUCCGAGGAGGCAGAGUCCCAACAGUGGGACGCAUCCAAAGGAGAGGCAGUGUCCCACAACGGUUUGCCGGCCGACCAGGGAUCCCCACGGAUGGCAGAAAAGGGGGACACAAGCGACUUGGUCAACGGCGCCACGGAGCAGAGGACCAGUUCCAAGGAGUCCAGUCCCAUCCCUUCGCCCACGUCCGAUCGCAAAGCCAAGACUGGUCUCCCGACUCAGGGUGCCGCCACGCUGCCGGCCCGGACACAGGAGGCGCCUUCAGCCCAGAUGGAAGGUUUCCUGAACCGCAAGCACGAGUGGGAGGCCCACAACAAGAAGGCUUCGAGCAGGUCCUGGCAUAAUGUCUACUGUGUCAUCAACAACCAAGAAAUGGGUUUCUACAAAGAUGCCAAGACGGCUGCCUCAGGGAUCCCCUACCACAGCGAGGUCCCCGUGAGCCUACGGGACGCUGUCUGCGAGGUGGCACUUGAUUACAAGAAGAAGAAACAUGUCUUCAAGCUGAGACUGAGCGACGGCAAUGAGUACCUCUUCCAAGCCAAAGAUGAGGAGGAAAUGAACACUUGGAUCCAGGCCAUCUCCUCCGCCAUCUCCUCCGACAAGCAGGAGGUGUCCGCCAGCACCCAGAGCACGCCGGCAUCCAGCCGGGCACAGACCUUGCCCACCAGCGUCGUCACCAUCACCAGCGAGUCCAGUCCCGGCAAGCGGGAGAAGGACAAAGAAAAGGACAAAGAGAAACGAUUCAGCCUAUUUGGCAAAAAGAAAUGAACUCCUUCCUCUCGCCCUGCCUUUCUCAUUCCUCUCCGUGAAUUUCCAGCAUGCAAGCUCAGAACAACACAUCACUUACUCUGUGCCUAAUGUUCCUCCAUGUGUUUGGGGUUGGUUUGGGGUUUUUUUGGGUUUUGUUUUGUUUUUGGGUUUGUUUUUUGUAAUUUAUAGAGCAUUUGGGGGGGAGGGGUUGGGGAAAAUACACCUAAAGAAAAACAAAACAAAAACACUUUAUCUCCAAGUUACAAAAGUUUGAGGUGCAGAGGGAAGACCCAAUUUUUUUUUAAUGAAAUUCUAUAUAGAUUAGCUCUCACUAUUUAAACAGUUCCUCAAUUUUGUGAGGCUGUGUUGGGAAUGACCCGCCUCUCGUGCUGUUGGUACGCCUAGCAGCGGUGCUUAGUCAAUACUCCUUGCUCCUCAGACAGACGUGCCGUCUCCGGCACCACAUCCUUCCAUGUACUUCCGGAGGUCUCCUGGGGGGUCCUGGCUACACAAGGGGUCUGACCUUGGCUCAGCAGACCCCGAGUCCUGAUCACGCUGCAACCAGAGUGCAGCUCCACAUUAACUACUCUACAAACCAAACCGUUUGUAUCCAGCCUCACGUACUAACCCAUGACAUGCAGCUUUUCUGCAUCACUGGUGACAACGGUUAAGAAUGUCAGUAUACCCGAAGGCAUAGAAAACUGUUUUAAAGAUUCUGUAAUUUCAACUCUUUCUUUUUUUUUUUUUCUGAAAUACAUUAUAUUGUAUGUUUGAGAUAAUUCUAGUACAAAGUAUAAUAAAACUAGAUGUAUAAUAAACCCUUUAAAUCAUUGGUAAGUGUACAAGUGGAACCGAAGCAUUUACUGGACAAAGUCAUGUUACUCUAAUGGUUACUUGCUCGUGCGUUACCACACUGUGUUAUAAUUUGCUUCAUUACCUGCUCUCGGAGACAUAGUGUGUAUUUCUCUGUCACUGUAAUGAUUGUAAUGACCGAUUUUCAUCUUACUGCACAAUCAGAAUGACCUUGAUAGGAAUGAGCUCGAAGCUGGGCCUGAAGAAGGAGGUGGUCGACCGCCCAGGCUUGGUGCUCUAUUGUUUGACCUGUACCUCUUGACUUUGGCCCUAUCCGUUAAAAUAUAUGCUAUGUCAUUAAAUGCUUUUAAAUCUA